Messenger RNA from Trypanosoma brucei brucei TREU927, 1596 nucleotides. RefSeq lists its product as hypothetical. Bases 1 to 1596 code for a protein of 531 amino acids. The record is from RefSeq and is a predicted model, not a curated record. Lineage: Eukaryota; Euglenozoa; Kinetoplastea; Trypanosomatida; Trypanosomatidae. The transcript has a single exon. Gene Ontology annotation, cellular component: cytoplasm.
AUGCCUGUAGUGUCGACUGUCGCCGGCGCAUCACUGGAGACGGAGUGGAAGAAAUGUAUGAAACGUGACGAAACCAGUUAUAACAUUUCUUAUUCCCACGACAGCAAGCAGAAGUGGGUUCAUACGGAUAUAGUGGCAAAUAUCCCAUCAUCAAUGUGUGGCGGCGUUAACACGAACAAUCAUGGACCAACGAAACCUUCUUCUCGGACUUCAGUAGAGGAGAAACACGUGUCGAAGGAGGAACCCUCUUCUGCUGUACGACGUGCACCGUUUCGGUCACUAAACGGGAGGGCUUACGCUGUUCCCUUAAGCAUGCUGAAGGAAUUCGACGCCAUCUAUCAGCACGUGCAGAAGGCUCAGCAUCCACCCAGGCGAGACGACCCCCUCUUUUCACCUUUAAGCUCUCCCGGUGUGCUUUGGCGCCACGACCCCUACAGCGCAAAGGUACUCAAUACAACUUUUUCGUCUUCCGGGAGUCACCUUUCUUCCACUGAAGAGGAUGAGGAAUGUGGAACAUCAAAAAGGGUUGUAGAAGGCAUCGUUACACGGUCGAUUGGUGUCGUAAACGCGGCGCAGAUGCAGCGGCUACCGAUACGCCCACCACCAAUUCCCAGUUGGAUGCCGCAGAACCUUCGGACAUCGAACUCUGCAGUUUUGACAAUGCCAGUUGAGAUAACCCCCCGCACUAUUCAACCCUCAACACGUCCAGUGCCACCUCCCAGCGGUUGUUGUUUUGUUGUUCACUCCAUAACUCCCACACGGCAGCCUCCUGCGCGUUCUGAAUGCCAAAGCGCAUUAGGAGUGGCAGAAAUGGAGGACUCGCUGAAUGCUUGCGGCGAUUUUGUUCCGCAAUUAUGCCGAAAGCGUCCGUUAAGGCGCCUGAGCGAGGACUGUAAGAGGGACGAGUUCCCCAUGUUGCUGCCGUCUUUUCGCGCUCUGCCUCCGCUCUUUCAAGACCUCACGGUCCACAUGAGUCGGCGCCCUCCUCCACUGAGCAAACGGCCAAGGAAUGUUUCGGAUGAGAACCAAUCGCGACCUGAAGGGGUACGUUAUGUAUAUCUUGUUGAUCACCGUUGCAGGCGCAGUGUUUGCGCGGCUGGCGUCCUCUAUAAAUUAAGCGAGAUGGUUGUCCUUGAGGGUGACAUGGGAAUUGACAUGGGAACUGUGCACGCCGUCCUCCCUGUAGAGGAAUUUGACCAGUUGCAUGGUGACGAAUUGAUAAGUCGGGGCUUUCCUGCGGCUGAGUGGCAUGUGAUGGCAUCUGCUCUCAUUUUGCGUUCAGCCACUACAGCGGAGAUACAUCAUUACGACGGGGCGCUUUACAGCUUCUCAAAGGAUCUCCUAUCAUUCUUGCGUAAUCGCCUUGUCCCCGCGAGAUUUUCGGAUUGCCGCGUGGAGAACAUGGAAUUCCUUGGUUGUGAAUUCCAGGCGGACUGCAAAAAAGUGUAUGUUUACUACAGGGCGAGGCGACGCGUAUUGUUCCGCGAGUUAGCACAAUACCUUCAUUCUUUUUACCGGUGCCGUAUUUGGCUUCAUGAGGUGGGCCGCGACAGUCCCAACAGCUCAGGUGCCACAACUCCUGAUUUAAGUAAUUGA